Messenger RNA from Conger conger (European conger), 3173 nucleotides. RefSeq lists its product as uncharacterized. Lineage: Eukaryota; Metazoa; Chordata; Actinopteri; Anguilliformes; Congridae. The record is from RefSeq and is a predicted model, not a curated record. The transcript has 6 exons. The coding region runs from base 234 to 1091 and encodes 285 amino acids.
AGAAUUUUCUUUUCCGUUGUUUUGUUGUUGUAGCAACGCGUCUAAGCAAUCGCAAAGCUACAGCUACCGUUAGCUAAGCUGGAUAAUAGCAGAUGGAUAAUAAUAAAAUUAGUUGUAUAACUAACAACAUACAUGCACGCUCUAUGUAACGAACACAGAACUGUCUGACUGUGGUAACUACACAGAUACACAGUUUGAAGCUGACGGGGUUGCCUCGAACACCUGACAUUAUCAUGACCAGUCCCGACCAGGACUCUGAUGGACAGAAUUCACUCUUAAAUUAUGAAGCCGAAUCUUUUGAGUCGUGGCCAGGAAGCGACAGGACAUGUACCUCGUCCCGUUCCUUUGAAUCCCAGAAGACGUACUUCUGUCACAGUGACUCCUCUUUCGGCGACGCAGAGCUCGAUUCCCAGUCGCACAGCGGAAUUACGCCAUCCACUGAAGGAUACGAAAAUGAUGACUUUGAAGAGGACGAUGAAAAGGGGUCCGCGAUGGAGGAAGAGCUGAGGGAGAAAUGGAUCAGGGUCCUGAGGAGGAAAACACUCCCCUCGUCUGCUCCUCACCCAAAGCAGAGAUCAAACUGCAGUCCGCACAGAGGUGGCGGGAAGCUGUGUCUGGAAGAGCGUGUGGCGUUACAGGCCUUUUGCCAGGAGAGGAUCAGACACACACAGUCUCUGCAGUGGACGAGUCCCCCCGCUCACCGGACACAGCCUGGCAGGCACACUGAGCCCUGUCCAGAGACGGGACAGCUUGUGGCCGACCGCCUGGUGCCAAAGCAGCUCAUAUCAGUACUGAGAAUGAAGAGUUUCACUGAAGAGAUGAAGAAGGCUAUCGAGACAGAGCUGCACCAGCCCUCUCACUGCGGACCCUGUCGGGAGAACCUGGCCCGGUUGGCCCAGGACACCUUCAUCCGGAGGAAGAGGAGCCAGCUGGAGUGUGGGCUAUUGGAGGACAAACUGCAGGCCCACCUAUACGAGAAGGACGCCAUUUGCCUGGUUGGGGAACUACUGAGUGACAUUCCUAAAAUAUCAGACGACCCCAGCGAGAUCUGGCGAGGCUUGCUGACAAACGGCCGCUGGACCCCACAGUGACGUAAUGGAGGGCUUUCUGUUAUCCUACAGGAGCAGUGUGCUCCAACGCUGCUCUAUAAUUAUGUAUGCCGGCACAUCCCCUUGCAGUUUGCUGCCAGAGAAAGAGGUAGAAUGCAAAAUGCAGUGUUUUUCAUUAACCUCGCACACACAAGUUCCUGCUGCUAAACAAUGAGGCUGGUAGGUCUAAGCACCCAGGGGCCCUAUCCAGUAAGAUAUAUCCAGUGAUAUUGCAGAUAGCAUUCGUGCGCUUGACAUCAGCAUAAUGGCUCGGGUAAUUGCGUCUCUCGCAAUAACCAAAAACUGAAUCUUGCUGUUCUUCCUUCAGGCUCCUCAUGCAAGUCUGAUUGUACAUUUGGAGGACAAUUUCAUUUUGUGGCAAACAGCUACAUGAAAGGUAAUUACCAAGGGAGCUCAUGGCAGUGAUGAGAGAGUGGCUUUCUGUUUUUGCACAUUGUGAGGGGAAUGAAUGAGAAUGAGGACAACUGAUGCAUCUAAAGUAGGUUCAAAAGGAAGUUGUACUUGGCCAUUAUAAAUUCUGACAGAGAAGGUUGAUGAAAAUGACCGCGUAUCUCACUUUGUGCCUGACCUACAGCCAAAACAAAGAGUUUGGAAAAAAGAAAUGUCACCACAGUGCUCUUUUUUUUUUUUUAGCUAAUGAAUAUAAGUAGGUCCUAAAUGCUUUUGGUUUCAUUAUGUACAGUGAGCUCCAGAAUUAUUGGCUCACUUCUCAAAAGAAAAAAAAUAUUUAUUUUCCAACAUGUGUAAAGUAGUGCGCUUUAUUAAUGAUGAUGACCAGAUUUUCUGCCAAGAUUUCCUGGUACCUUGUUGAAUUCAUUGUGCCAUUGAUCUUAAAGGGUGCCCCCGGACCACUGGCAGCAAAACAUCUUCAAAACAUCAAUGACCCACCACUAUAUUUGACAGUAGGUAUGAGGUGCUUCUCCUUGUAUGCAUUCCAUUUUGCCACCAAAGAUGUUGAUGGUGUGUAUGGCCAAAACAUUCAAUAUUGGUCUCAUUUGACCAUUGCACUCUCUUCUAGUCGUAAUUCCAAUGAGGUUUGGCAAUUUCACGAUGCUUGGUCUUGUUUAUUGUGCUCAGUAAGGGCCAUCUUUGUGCCACCCUUCCAAAGUGUUUGCUGGAUGUGCCGUUGUAUGUUUUUUCUUGAUGACCCCAAGACACAACCAAUCUCUGCAAUUCUUAAAACAGCAAUCCUUGGAUUACUUAUAGACCCCUUCACCAUAUUCAUUACUGUCCCUGGGGAUAAUAUGCACAUGCACCCUCUUCCUGGCAAGUGUGCAACCAUUCCAUAUGUUUUACACCUUUUUAUUAUUGCACUUACAGUGCUCAGUGGUAUGUUAACCAUUUAUACAGUAUAUUUUUGUACCGAUUAACCGACAUGUGAUGGUCAGUUACCAUCCGUCUUCUCAAUUGACAUUUCUUUGGCUUUUUCCAUGCUGAUGGUUGACAAAGGGAUUUGGCUUGUUACCUAAUUUUUAUACUCUAGUGAAACAGGAAGUGAUGGAAUGACACAGUAUUGUAGUUCCUUUAGACUAGGAUUAACUAAAUAUUUCAAAUUUCAUUUUGUUUACAAUAAUUGUUCGAUUGAGUAAUUUUGGCACCUGUGGUUUUCAGAAAAAGUGAGUUUUCUAAAUAAAACAGUAAAUGUAUUGAAAUAAAAGUAUAUCGUUUUUCCUGUAUGUUUGAACAAAAAAUAUACAUCAUUGUCAAUGUUGUUUAUUAUACUCAGCCUUUUUUCUCCAUUUUUCUCCAAUGGUGCCAAUAAUUCUGGAGUCAACUGUAUGCACUGUAUUUAAAACUGAAUAUGUGUUGAGUGUAUCAGGCAGUUAUUGCGUAUUAGUUAACAGUAUUAACUCAUACAAUGUGUUCUUACCUAUGGAGUGUAAUGGGACUAUAGAAAGUAAAUUUGCACAUUGCACGACUGCUGCUUUAGACUGAUUCUUAAAUUCUAAGAUAAAGUAUAGGAUGGUUUGUGAAUUUGAACAUGUAUUGUACAAAAACAUAUUUUUAUAAUUACACUAAAAAAUCUGAGUGGAGAACUGUGAUAUUUGGUGCUUUUAUUGUCUU